AAAUAAAUUGUCAUGUGUCACUUUUGACUUAUCUUUUUUAUUUGUAAAAAGUCCACUAAUAUUUUAAGUUUAUAACGUUUAUAAUAAGUUUUUGUUAAUUUCUAUAGUUUUAUUACAUACUGAAAUGGAUUCUCAAUUAUCUAAAGAAGAUAUAACAACUGUGUUUCACAGGUUAAAAUCUAUUUCGGGAAAUAAAGCAUGUUUUGACUGUGGUGCUAUAAAUCCAACAUGGGCUAGCGUUACUUAUGGUAUAUUUAUUUGUUUGGAUUGUUCAGCUACACAUCGUGCUUUAGGAGUCCAUUUGAGUUUUGUUCGAUCCACACAGUUAGAUACAAAUUGGACUAGAGUGCAAAUACGUCAAAUGCAGUUGGGUGGUAAUGACAAUGCUAUGCAGUUUUUUUCACAACAUAAUUGCAAUACAACAGAUGCUCAAAAGAAGUAUAAUUCCAGAGCUGCCCAGUUAUAUCGAGAGAAACUUCAUCAAGCUGCCUUAAAUUCAUUAAAAACAAACAAUGAGGGUGAAUUUAAUUUAAAUGUUAGUAAACAUUGUACUUUAAACCAAUUCAUAUGUCCUAGACAAGCUAAGUUGCAUGUUGGUGAAGAUAAAGAACUAAAAGUUGUAGAGAAACAAGCAACCGAUUUCUUUUCUCAGGAAGAAUUUUCUCACAACUUUCAUGAAGAACAGAAGGAGGAGGAAAAACUAGAUAUUCAACCCAAAGAUAGUUCACACAUUCAAGAGCCAAGAAAGUCAACGAUCGGUGCAAGGAAGGUCACUAAAAAGGCUACACUCGGGACGAAAAAAGGUCCUGGUUUGGGAGCUACCAAAGUUAAAACCGAUUUCGCCGCUAUAGAACGGGCGGCCGAACAAGCCGCCGAAGAAGGUCGACGAGGAGCCGAAGAGGCGGAAAAAGCAGCGCAAAGAGCGAGCGAAGAUGCCGAACGUGCCGAAGCCGCUUUGAGGCUAGCCUAUAGAGAACGAGAAGAAACAGGCAAAAAUGUCACUUCAGAGAAAGCAGCACAAAUCGAGCGUCUGGGAAUGGGAAUUACGAAGACAUCGCGUGGAGCUGUAUCUCACUCUGCUUUAGGAGACAUGCAAUUUAUUGAACAAGAAAAGCCAUCAGUGCCUUCAAAAACCUUAGACACUCUGGGCCGCCUCAACUUGAACGACGGUCCCGACUACUUCGACGACUACAUCAACGAAACGGGCGUGUACAGCUCCAAUCACAAAGACAGCUGGGUGAUCGUGGACGACCCGCCCGAACGGGAACGGCGCCCCGCCUUGGAACCGAUCGCUGGCAAGAGCCGGAGUCAGAAUUACAAGUCCGACGCGUCCCAGUCGUCCGACGAGGCGCAGCGAAAGUUUGGAAACGCCAAGGCCAUAUCGUCGGCGCAGUUCUUCAACAACGGCGAGGCCGAUGCCGAAUCCAAAGCCACUCUUAAUAGAUUUCAGGGAUCAAAUAGUAUUUCAUCGGCAGAAUUUUUCGGUCGAGAUGAAGAUGCUCGACGAGGUCUUGGACCGUCAAAUCUCCCCGCCUAUGAUUUAGAAGAUGUGAAAGAAAGCGUGCGUCAAGGCGUGACUCGGGUUGCCGGAAAAAUUGGGUCUCUUGCCAAUGGACUGAUGUCUUCGAUACAGGAUCGUUAUGGCUACUAGCAAAAUGUUUAAAGUUCGCUGAAAAUUUGUGUAGAUAUUGUAAGAUUGUUAUAGAAAUGAAUAUGAUUCUGCGCAUAAAAAUUACGUUUAUUGAUUUCAUAUGAUUAUUGUAUUAUCUCGAUCAUAUAAAAUACAUACAUUUUAUUUUUCUUCGUUAGUGUAAUAUUUUAUACAGUAAAAAAAACAGGUAAUGAAAAAAUAUGAAACCACUUUCAUAAACUUUGUGUACUGAUUCAUGAUACAAGAAAUAUUUAAUUGUCCUCAUUUCAAUAAUAUUUUAUUUUGCUAUAAUUAAGAUAAGUUAGCACUGUUGCAUUUAUAAUUACAUUUUAUCUAUAUAUAAAUAUGUAAUUACUGAGAAGGGGCGAAUGAAACAUAAUGUAGGCAAUUUAGUUGAUGUAUACCUAGCUUAAAGAUAUCGUGUACAUAAAAUGCUUUAUAAAAAUUACUUUGAUUUAAAAUAAAUGUAUAAACCAUA
Molecule: messenger RNA, 2129 nt
Organism: Sitophilus oryzae (rice weevil)
Lineage: Eukaryota; Metazoa; Arthropoda; Insecta; Coleoptera; Curculionidae
Gene: ArfGAP3
Product: ADP-ribosylation factor GTPase-activating protein 2
Exons: 11
Coding region: 125-1651 (508 amino acids)
Biological process (GO): COPI coating of Golgi vesicle
Molecular function (GO): GTPase activator activity
Source: RefSeq, a predicted model, not a curated record